AUUGAUACCUAAUACUAGUUAUACUAUUGGAGUGAGAGCAUAUACUAGUAUUGGACCAGGAGAAUGGGCUGCAGAAACAAUUAACAUUGCAAAAGUAGGUAAUUUUACUCUCAAAUACCUCAAUGCAACUUCUAUACAAAUGAAUUGGCUACCUAUUCCAGGGGCCAGUUACUACACUAUCUAUUACAGCAGUGAGUUUGAUGAUGAUUCAAUGAAUGUUAGCAAUGAAACAAAUCAAAGUGUCGUAUCAGGACUAUACUCAUGCCUCAUUUACUCAUUUGAGAUGUCAGUGACUAUAGAAAUAAAUGGAACUUAUUAUGAAGGACCUAGAACUGAACUAACAGUUUCUCGUUCUACUGAUACAAUGACUACUGUGUUGACUACUGUAUUAGUGAAUAAUGGAGGAACUAUUACUGGAUGGAUAAUUGGUGUGAUAGUAUUAACAUCACUAUUGGCUGUAUCUGUAAUUAUUAUACUGGUACUGGUUGUAUAUAGAAAAAGAACUAAUAUCAAUCAAAAGAGAAAAUUAGAUAAUGACAUUGUAAUGGAAUGCAGUCCAGCUUAUAGAUCUACUACAAAUAUUGCUGAUAAUAUGGAUUGUCCAAUAUAUGAUACAGUAAAACAAACACUAUUAAAUGUUGAGCCAGUGUAUGACACAACAGGGCCUGAGACUACUACUCCACCUGCUGAAUAUGAAAUACCAACUGUUUCAUGAUUUGGUGCACAAUACAACAUUAAAGUGUGUCUUUGUCAUAGAUUUAAACUUUAAAGUUGCACAACAGUUUAGUACUUCAUCAUUGAGUACAAAAAAUUUUACAAUAAUUAAAAUUCUGUGCGUGA
Messenger RNA from Amphimedon queenslandica, 840 nucleotides. RefSeq lists its product as uncharacterized. The coding region runs from base 140 to 715 and encodes 191 amino acids. Lineage: Eukaryota; Metazoa; Porifera; Demospongiae; Haplosclerida; Niphatidae. The transcript has 6 exons. The record is from RefSeq and is a predicted model, not a curated record.